CAAGAUGACCUGAUCGAUGCGACCAAACCUGGAGAUUCCUGCAUUCAAGAUAAACAAUUUCUUUUACCGGAAGAAAAAACAUCAGAAGACUGUUUGUCUCUCAGCGUCUUUGUCAAGGAUGUAAAUGUCAAGUCCCAGUCACCAAGGAAAGUGCUCGUCUACAUUCACGGCGGGGGCUUCUUUUUUGGGUCGUCCUUUGGUUAUAAUCCAGGUACGCUGGUGGUGGACCACGACGUCAUUGUAGUGACCAUCCAGUACCGCCUUGGCGCGCUUGGUUUUCUGACCACCAAGAACGGGGCUUCCCUCGGAAAUUUCGGUUUAUGGGACCAGGUACUUGCGCUAAGGUGGGUCAAAAGCCACAUCGACGCUUUUGGUGGGGACCCGAAGGACAUUACCAUAGCCGGCGAAUCGGCAGGCGGGGCGUCGGUGUCACUGCUCACCUUGAGUCCCGUAACAAAGGGAUUGUUCUCCAAAGCCUAUUCGGCAAGUGGGGUGGCCACGACACUGUUCACGCAAUAUAAAAACAGCGAAACGUUUGUCUUGUCCUUGGCCAGGUCUCUAAACUGCUGGGACAAGGACGCGUCCAUCAACGACGCCUCCAGCGGGUUCGAGAUCAUCCAAUGUUUACGCUCACGGCCGGCGUCAGAUUUUUCCAGCAUUCAAUUUUUCGAAGGGUCGCGGCCAAUCUACGUGCCGUGGGCGGACGGUGAGUUUUUUACCGCUUCUCCUUCAGCCUUGAUACACGACAGGCAGUAUUUGGAAGGCAUCGGCUUCUACGACAGGAGGUAUCUCUUCAGCGUCAACAACUUUGAGCAGUCCGUGCUGGCUCCAUUCCUAUUUAUGACGCGCGACUUCAUCUACAGCAACAGUAGCGUUUCAGACGAGGACAAACUGAACAGUUGGCAUAAUUUUAUGUUCACCACUUGCCAAUCGACGAUUGCCGACCACCUCGGGGUCGAGGACGUGCCCGAAGAUUUAGUCAAAAAUAUUUUGGGGUGGUACCAGGCCAGAGAGUCUUCGCCAAGUGAUGUGAUACGGCUGGUCUUGGAUCUGACUUUCGUCGUUCCGACACUUGAUAUCCUCAACGCCAUCGGCCGCGGCGGACGCACAGAAUCGUGGUUGCUCUAUUUCAACCAUUAUCCGCGGUACCUUUCUGGUGACGGCAAGGGGAUGAUGCACGCCCUGGACCUGUCCUACUGGUUCGAUGUAGAGAUGGACGUGGUACGGCGGCUUCUGGCGCCCCAGGCGUCCGGUGACUUCGGAGAUGAAGAUGUAACAUUGAAAAAAAUCUUCUCUUCGAUAGUGGCUUCUUUUGUCAAGAAUGGGUGA
This is a messenger RNA of Lymnaea stagnalis (great pond snail), 1329 nucleotides long. Lineage: Eukaryota; Metazoa; Mollusca; Gastropoda; Lymnaeidae. The record is from the annotation of a GenBank genome assembly.